GCGAACGAGCGCAGGUGGUUUUGAAGAGUCCCCGGUAUUACGGUCGGCUCACAAUGAACGUGUCGAACGUGGGGCCGGCAACACCUGGAAAUAAUAGAGCUCGCCGCAAUGCAGAAUUUCGGUGCUCCGAACAGCUAAGAUGGUAGAAAAUCAAACGCAUUCAUCGCUCAACAAACCGUUCGUCGAGUUCAAAGGGAAUCAUGUACAAAGAUACGUAUGUGCCAUACAAGAGGAUCAUCAUCGUUCGAUGCAGUAUCGAUAUCGAUAUUCGCAAAGCGGGCUCGCUUUGACGGCGAACAGUCGACGAUCAAUAGAUAAGUUACGGUCAAACGGAAAUCCAGUCGAGUAUAUGUACAAGCUGGUGGUAGCUGGCCGUUUGAAUGUCGGCGAGAAAGAGCGGAAAAGAAGAAGAGGAUAGGUCGACGACGGGUGCAAAGGAUGCAGGGUGAGAAGGGGGUAAAGGAUAUCGGCUCGUCUCUACCGUUGAGAACUUCUUGAUGCAGUUCUGCCCGGAUAUAUUCGGGCAAAGUCGAAAAGAUAGCCAGCCUUCCUAUUUCAUCGCGGCCCGUGAAGCGUGCCAUGCAAACUUCGAUCCCUUGGCAAAAGCCCUCCAAGUGUUAUCGAUAGUACGUCGGAUCGUGGCAGGACCUCUCGUAAAUACUUAGCCAGCCAGCUGCUUGGAUAUUCGAGACACGAUGCCGGCUAACAUCGAUAUCCUCGGUUCAUUCAUCUGAAACUAUGAGACAAUUUCUCAGUUCUCGAGGAUAGUCGAUUGGGUCUCCAUUUGGCAAGAUGGAUCUUUCUGAUUUCUUCUUUCAAAGAUAGCAUUUAUCGUUCGAAAUUGAACCAUUUUAGAUUCCAUAUUGUUAAAUUUAUAUCUCGUAAAUCAGAAUUUAAAUGCAUUUUAUUAUUAUACACUUUCGUAUUGACGAAGCUAUUUUUCAGCUUAUCAAAAUGAAAGAAGGCAAGAAUGAUCACAGAAGAUCACAGAGGAAAGGAAAGAUCGGAACGCUUCUAAUCAGCAAUCCGUGUUCACCGUGAUUGUCAGAUUGAGUCGAACGGAUUUAAACGACGGCUCGUUUAUUCCGAGCGUUUCAAUUUUGCCCCAUUUGCGCAAAAGAUUGCACUUUGAAAGAAUCGGAUCGACGCGAGCGUGGAGGGCGUUCGUGUUACUUGAGAAACGACUUCCAUCCUCUCCCUCGAGGAACAAAUCGCUCGUGUAUUAGUGGAAAAUGAUCUAACUGCUCGGCUUCUCUAGAUUACUUCGGCUGAAAAAUGAUCGCGCUUAAUCGUGAUCACUCGACGAAAUUGGAGCCGAGGAUCGUUGCAUCGUAAAAUGAAUUCGAACGAUGGAAAACGUUCGAAGCUGCAUCGAAUAAUUGAUUUCUUUUUAGCAUCUGAUGGUUCAAUUGCCCAAUUAAUUAUUUAAUCAAAUUAAAUACCUGGUCUGAUGAAAUAAAUAUUCGCGAAACUGUUCAUUUUUAAAACGUUCUCUACGUCAUUUCAUUCAGCAUAAAGUAGUCAACCUCUGAACAUGUCCGCUUCGCUCUAACACAGCGUCACAAUGGAAAUCCUUUGUUCGUAGCGGCAAACGAGGCAGGUAGUCAGCUUCAUAAAAAAAAAAAAAGAAAAAAGAAAAGCCGAGCCUUCUACAGCCAUUUUCUCGCAAUUACAUUCAGACCAGUUAGCAGCCACUCGGCCAGGCAUUGUCCGCCAAGGGGACAGACUAGGAAGUGCAAGUUAACGUUAACGGACUCCGUUGUAGGAGCGUCGACUUCGUUACAGCUUGUCGGCCGCUCCGCCUCGCUUUUGUCCCCGUAAUAGAGUAUUAAGCAGUUGGGAUCUGAUAAAGGCCAUUUCUACAAACACACUGUUCCACGUCGCGAGAGGUCCGACUUCACGCUGGCUACGGAAUCCAACGACCAGUCACGAACGAUUUAACUCAAGAAUAACAGCCCCGACAAAGGGAUCGACUUCAUUUAAAUGUGAUCUUCUCCCCGAGUGACGGUAUCGACCCACCACGUACGAAACGCUUAACAUUUCGUUUGCAUACCUUUCGAGGGCGAAAGUUUCCGACAGAAACAACAAACCGAGGAACUUCUUUCACGGUAGGAGUGGCCUCUUUACGUUUUUUCGCUCUUUUCGUAUUUCACAACGGCGAUGGAAGUUUCCUUCGGAUUCUGCUGUUACUUUAAUUAAGAGGGAGCUAACUUUCGAGAAGGAAAUAACUUGUACAUUGAAAAAUGACUCGGUUAACAGGCUGAAUACCCUCGAAAAUCUAACGUCAUCAAUGUAACGAGCUCUUCCCAACCAUCUCCGUGGAAGAUCAGGGCAUAGUCGAGCGAAUUCACGAGCGGUCCCGAGGUGGGUAGAGAAAUUUUCAAGAGAAACGAAACCGAUUUAAACAAGAUCUUAUCCAUACUGCGAUCGAUCACGUGCUCGCAGCCGGAUACUUGGAAAAUGUUCGCUAUUUCUUUAGCAUCCGGUCCCGAGGAGUCGGGGCUGGCUCGGUGAACCAUCCAACUUUUUACCGCGAAUGAAACUCGAACUUUUCUCCUGUCCGAUACAAGUUGCCCGACGUUUAACUGCUUUUAUAGUUUAUAAAUAUGUUGUCGGACGCCAAGCUGGCGUGCAAUUAAAUUCUCCGCAGUUCUUGCUGGUACGUUCGAGAAAUUUUCCCGGUUUCACCCUGUCUACCGUCGACGUUUUAAAAAAGAAGAGAAUCUAAUAAGAGUCGAUAGUGUUUUUAGUAAAAAUUUCGGAGAUGGAGGAAAAAUAAAUACGCGAAUAACAGGAGCGAAAUGGAGAAAAAUUUUUUAAAUAACUUUUUCCUUUGCACGGUCCCGUUCUAUUUUAAAAUAUAACAAGCAGCAGAAGAAUGAAAGAAUUGAUCAUCUUUCAAUUUGACGUCUAGUAAAGAAGGACGUUUACGAGCUCCGUAGGGAGGAGCCGAAGUCAUCGAAGUGAUCGUUUCGAAAAACGAGCAAUAUAGAGAGGCUUCGACGGUGAGAGAAGCGGAUUAAUGAAAAGAAAAUCGAUGGUACGGGGUUAUCGAUGGGUUGAGAAGCGUGCGAAAGAGAGUGCAAAAACGAUGGUGAAGAGGAUGAAGAAGAGGAGGAGGAGUACUCGUAAGCCUGCAAAGAUUGGAAGCGAGGUGUAACGUGGAGCAAGCUGCGAGAUGUUGGAUCGCAAGCAGCCGGAUCAGGUUGGAAAAGUGUUUAGGGUGGUGGGUUAUGCUCGACUUCGUCGGCAAAUGAGAUCGAGUGAAAACUGUUCGCGAACCGAUUCUCCGGCUGGAAUGUAUCACUUCGGUGUAGACGCGGGUGAUUAAUGGGCUCCUCAUGGAAAAGAAUCUCGUUUACGUCGAAGAAAAGCACGACGUUACCGACAUGCCACGAUUACAAUUGAUUCAACCUACUCUGAAAUGUGUUUCACCCCCGACGAAUCGAAACUUUCUCGAGAAACUCUCGUCCUGACAGUUGUUCUAUCGCUUGCUAACUACCAUCGGCAAUUUAAAAAAAUUCGCAAUUCAUUGAAUGGUACCACGGCAAUCUCGUUUAGGCUGUAUCUUGUUCGACGGUUAUGAAAUUCCAAGAACCUUCUCGUCGCUCCGAUAUUAAUCUUUUAAUCUUUGAACAGUGACGAUGAAACCGUGGCGAAGUACGCAACUCAAUUAUAAUCAACGGCACGGUACGCCGAAAACUUUUCAUCUCGUGAUUGAUCAAUGAAAAGUUUCACGGGCAUGAAAAAAAAAAACGUCUGAUAAAGAGACGGACGAAGGAGAUACUUGGUAGCUAAGAUGGACGGGGUUUCAGAGGGGAAAUAAGUCGAAACGAGGCAUGCAUCCGUACACAAGAAGCCCAGUGAAACAGCGAGGGGAUCAAAGUAUUGGUGGACAUGAUAGAGGAGCAUGUCCCGAAGCGGCUGAGAUCCGAGGCCAGCUCGUUGCUCACUCGAGAGACGAAGAUGAAUGGCAUCAGCUUGAAUCCCGACAGAAUCCAUCCACCAUCGACUUACCAGCCUGCAAGGCCAUCUUCUUCUUCUUUUUCCUCGAUUUCUUCGCUCCGUGCGAUUACCUUCGUUGGAAAAUUUUUACCACCAUUCUCGCGAAUUUUAUCUCACCAUCGUUUCGUCCAUCGACGAAACAGAAUUGAAUAUCCUCGUGUUAAGUGUCAUUUUUUAAGUUUUAAAAAGGUGGGUCAAUUUUAUUCAGAAUCAGUUGCAAUUAUUUAAAGUGUAUCAUUUUGUAAGGGGAUGAUUAAGUUGAAAAAGAGAUAAGGAGAAAAUUGUGGUGAAAGUUAUUGCAAAAUACUUGGAGGAGCAUAAUUACCAAAGUAUCGAAAAGAAUUUCAUUGGCACGCCGGCUGGUGAAAUUUACUCGGAGGAAAAACUGAAAAGAUGUUCAGUUGAUCGGGGGAAUGCAAAUCUCCGGGGGCUUUUAAUUAGCUGCCGCUCCCGUUUAAACGCAGCCUAAGUUGUUCCGUGACAGGGUCUGAGAUUCAGGUCGAAAUUGAAUUUCACCAAAGAAUGAGAAGAGUUCUUCGGGAAAUCGAAUCAAGGCCAGAUCUCCUGACACCUCGUUAAAUGGAAAAUUCCGUCGGAUUUCAACGAGGACAAAAAAACGCUCGUUGACGAGACGUUACGUUAUCAUCGGCCAGUAAAAACCGAUGUAAUUUAUUUUAAUAUCUAGAAAACCGGUAUAUUAAACUUAUUGUAAAUUUCAUCGUUACUAAAAUCUUUGGAAAACUUUUCUGAUGAAGCUUGAAAUUUUGCCUGUUCGUGAGUUGACAAGUUUCGUAAAAUGGAAAAGGACAGGAAAUCGGUUAACGGAGAGGGACGAGAUCGUAUACGGUCCAUGACAACAUGAUCGAAGCGGAACGAAAUGAUUCUCGAGGGAGACACUCUGUCAAAUCAGCUUCUGCUGUCUUUUAUUAUGUUGCCCUUUAGUGCUGCACCAAACACCAGACAAUAUGCUUGAUUGCUCUGUUCUCCAGAAAGGGUUGAAAAUUGAAUUCACAGCAAUUUUAUUUUUGCCAAGUCAUUAAAAAUCAUUGUGCGAAUCAAUCGACAAUUAAAAAAAAGUAAAUUUAAAAAAGGGACCUAAAUCAUUUAGCAAACAGAAAAAAAGAUAAAAAUAAGCUAUCGAGAAAAGCUACGAAUCACUUAGCGGUUAAAAAAGGUGGAUAUUCGUAGAUUUUAGCGCUAUAUUCGAUAGUUGGUAUUAUCAAUGUACGUCCCGUGACGUUCGAGGUAGUUCCCGCGAUAAAAUCUACGGAAUCCUUGCCAGAAAUGAGGUCAUUCGAGUGGAAUCGAACUUCUGUAUCUCCCGAUUUCCUUACGCGAUUUAUUCCCACGAUUUCUCGCGUAAGGAACGAAACGUGUUUCAUCGUGCUGUAUUAUUUCAACGGCGCCAAAUAUCGCGAAAUGCGAAUAGAUUGGGGCGCGAAACUGAAAUCGUUUCUUCUCAUAAUUCUAUCGCUACAGUUCCUCUUCGAUCGUAUCGAUAAAUCUCUGAAUCCUUGUUUUAUUAGAGUUCGUUCCACGUUGAAAUUUAAUCGAUCGAUCUUGACAACUUUCUUAAGCUUUAAACAGAAAUUUUAUUACCGACUGGAAAACUUAUUCGUUCGGAAAAUAUGAAGAACAUAAGAACGUUACUUUUCAACGCAAAAAUUCCAGAAAGUUGUUUUCCCAGUGCCUUGCAAGUUUAAAACGUCCAUGUUUAAAAACUUGUAAAAUGAUAUUCGGUGUAUUCAAGUUGCAGCUUAUAGCGAGUUGUAUAUUUACAAAGUUUGCAAGCCGGAAAUGAAAGUUGGUAAUUUACGCAUAAUGAAAGCUGGAAAAAUAUUUUCUAAGAACACUAGUUUUUCGUGUUAAUUACUUGCUAGAAACAGCGGCGAAGUGAAAUGAUGUAUCACGUAGCUGAAGAGUAAGAAGAAACGCUUGAAAAUGGUAAAAGAAUUGUAAAAUAAAAAUCUUCUUCCGCCGAUAAUCUUCUUUAACGAGUGUUCAUCAAUCUGAACGGGAGGAAAGAAAAGCGUUCGAUAGACAAAUAUAAAUAACGUUGCUUUUUCAUCGACCAUCGACAUCAUCGACGUAUUGGCGGGCACAGCAAAAUGAACCACGUUCUUUUGCAACCGGGUUUUAUCGAAGUUUAUCCUGGAGAAAGCCCUUUAAAGGACAGUCAUUAAUCAACGCGUUUUUUGCUGUGACGUCAACUCUUCACUUUUCUAUGCUUUGCCAUUGCAACCGUGGCAAAAGGUUCACCUGAAGCACGAUCGCGCUCGUUCGAUAUUACCCGAACAUAAAUGGUAGGGUAGAUUAAUUAAACAAAAAGAACAAUAAUUGCCACGAAAAUUGCAUCUACAACACGAAAAAUUAGAAAAUUACUUUUUCAGUAUCUUUAACGCCACGAGGGAAAACUGUAAUUUAAGCAAGCAACGUCGUUCUUUAUUAAAACCAACUCAUGAGCAUGAAUUUUCCUGCACUAAAUGUUGGAAGCAUUCGAAUGGAAAACUCUGAUCAAAGGUGCAAGUUAAAAAUGAGGCAAGGCUUUCUUCAAUAAGAAAUAAUACAAAAUAAAACCCGUGGAUAUAUUUUUCAACGAUGAAUUCGCAACCCUAACACAAGGUUGCGAGACGUACCGUCCAUCUAUACGGGAAACGACACGUGUUACGUCGAUACUCGAGGCGCCGAAUACAUUAGGACGUCUGCUUUCGACGAUUACGUGCUUCAAAUCUAUCGACUUCGAAUAUUUCGCAAUCUGAUGUCAACUUAUAAUAGUUAUAAAUUCCACGAAUCGAGGACUAUAGAUAAAUGUUUCAUUCCUUUAUAAGUUUGACUCAUGAAAAUUAACUACCAAGAUUUCUCGGUAGACAUCUGCUUUACGUAUCUAAUAUUCCUUUAAUUUAUAAAAUUCCUAUUAUUCGUACAGUUCUGUCGAUGCCCCAGAAUUCCUGUUUCUGCGUUCCAUUCAAUUCCAGCUCGUAUUUUUCAAACCACGAGGAUCGCAGAAAAAUCUCUCGAAUCCACUAAACUUCUACGGAUUACCCGAACUUUCAAACAUUCUUAGCCUUCCAGAUUUACCAGAGAAUGCCACGGACGAAUCCGAAACGGAGUCCCGCGAUAAUUAGAUUAAUUUCCAUCGGUCCGUUGCUUCUAAUUCAACGCCCUUCGGUUGGUGUAAACGAAAAAACGAUCUCAGCAGUAGGGACAAGACGUCGAGCAGUUUCAGGGAGUUACAUUCCAUCGUGGAUUUUCAAAUUACCGGAUUAUCUGGAUGAAAAGUAGCUAGCGCAGCGAGUAUCCGGCCCGCUUAGCGUCGGCUUGCGGCGAGCCCGGCUUUAAGCUCGAUUAUGUCGACGCGACGCCUCGGCUCGUUUUAAAUAGAGAAGAAGAAUUGUGCACCCGCGGUUCAGUCGGCUGCCUGAAAUUUCAUCGUCCCAUAGAUUCCGUGCCCUUUCCUCCAAACGAUGUUUUAUUUCUUAGGGAAACGCUGUUUCGACAUAACCGCGCGCCGAAGUACGUAUUUUAGAAACCGUUCCACGUAAUAUCCGUGUCGCACCGUGAACAAUAUCCGUGUCAUUCAGCCUGUCUAAGUAAACGACGGUAUUUUAACGCGAUCGCAAAAUCGAUGCAAACCUAAUAUAAAAGUUUUGUACAGGUUCGUUCUAGAAACUAGGACGACAUUUUGUCAUUUAUUUGACGAGCACAAUUAUUCAUUUUAUCAUAAUUAAAUUUUCAUUAUUACAUUUUUUUAUCGAAGGAUAAUAAGAAAAAUAAAUUUAAUAUAAAGCUUAGUCAAUUUAAUUCGUUCUAUUUUAAUGAUCCAUAUACUUAAACUUUCGUAACUUGGUAUACGAAAAGAAAAUCUACAGGAAAUAAGUAAAACACGUCCCAGUCUCUAGAAUCAGCCUGUACAUCCGAUUGCAACCGCUAUAUAACCGUGUCUCGCGUUCGCCUCGCUUAUCGUUUGCAUAAUUCCCAACGAUCCGGCAAGUUGUUUGGCAAAAACGUUCAACGAACAAUCGUCCACCAUCUAACUGUCCUACUGUAACGAUCGAAUAACUGAAACGUCCUCGUAACAGGCAUGAGAUAAUGCGAGCGAGAAACGAUUUCGCGUAAGAACGUUUCGAAACAUAAACGCUUUCGCGAUGCCAACGAUCCCGAUAUCGUUAUGUCACUCGAUUGUUCGCCGAUCGAUCCGGAACGUCGCGUCGUUUUAUUCCCGUGAUCAUGGAAAGCGUGAAACCGCUUCGUUUCACGAUUUUUCACCGAUCGCUUGAUGGUUCAUGGCUCGCUUUUCAUUCAUUCAUGAUAACGUUUUAAAAGGCAAGCUGUGUUUUUAUUAUCCAUCCUGUCAUUCAAUUUAUUCGUACCAGAUUGUAAAUCACUGCAUGUAGAAGUUUGAGUGUACUUGUAAAAUAUAUGUCACUGAUUGUACGAACAAUCUACUCACUUUUGUUUUUCAUUGAGCUUCGAUUUUGAAAAGGUCCUCCGUUUCGUGUUCGGGUCCAUUUCGCAAACAGAAUGAUUCGAAGCUAUUUGAAUUUGAAUGAAAUGAAAUGGUACAUAGUAUUGGUAAAUAGAAUUAAAUCAAAUAUUAGGGGUAUAUGAAAGUUUUUAUCGCGAAAGAAUAGAUAACAAAAUUUUUGCUAAGUAUCUCGUUUAUUGAAAUCAACAAUUUUUAUAAUAAUUCAUAGAAAAUGUUUCGCUAAAAAUAGUUCAGGUAGGAUCUUACGAAAUCCUUUUGAUUUCCAAUAUCCUCCACGGGGUAUCCCUUCUUCCUUCUAGAAAAUUCGAGGGAGAAGAGGUGGGUGGGAGGAGCUGGAUAAAGCAGCCACUGUCGAACUUAACCAACAAACAAUCGACAUCGAUAUCGGUGAAUCGACGACAUGUGGUGUAGACUGAUCGUGCUCUUUUUCAUUUUCUGCUGUUCGAUCGAGGCACUCGGCUUCGACGACGUCGUCAGCGUCGAGUCGCUUCGUCGGGACGUUCGUGAACCAUUACCGUUCGCCACGGAAGUCGAGGACCUGCUGGGCCAAGGAAAUUCACCGGCGAACGAUCGCGCCUCUAAAAAGCAUAUGAAAAAUGUAUCUGGCAAGUCGGACGAAGGAGGAUACUACAAGACGUACGGCAGCGACGCGGAGGGUGAAAAGGGUUACUUGAAAGCAACCUUUAGCAAGGGCAAUCACGGAUACAAGAACCUCGACACCUUCCACAAGCAGGAUGGCGACAAGUACGCAUUCGAGAAGCACAUUGCCUACGGCAAAGCGCAGGCUGACAAGAAAAGUGGCCACAACGUGGCUGCAGCGUCUCGUUCCAGGAAGGGUGGCGACUACGAGGGUGCAGGUACCAUCGUGGAUUCUCACUAUACAGCCGACGAAGGGGACCAUGGAGAUCACAGCGGCGAACACGUCGAAGGUGAUCACAGUGGUUAUAGCGAGGGUGCUCACUACACGGAUCAUGGACCAGAAUCCUCGAGUUACGGUCAUAGCGAGGGCUAUGCAACCAAAGACGGUGACCAUGGUUCUUACGAAAGCCACAGCUCCUACUCGAGAGACUACGGGGACGAACAAGAAGACCAGGGAGGCCAUUACUAUUAAUCCUUAGCCGACUGAGUUGCUUUCCACUUGUCUGCCGUUCUACUCGAAACCUUUAGACAAUGGAGCUAUCUUCCAGUCGUGACUGUAUUUCGAGCUUCUUUGAGAGAUUUGCAACCUGGGAAGGUACGAUGCAGGUUGAUUUUCUUGUGUUUCUGUACACUUGAUAAAGCUUAUCCUAGUUAGUGUGGUUAUCGGUUUGAAAGAACGCAUUGGUACCAUUUCUGAGCAUAGGUUGCUCGUAAAUUAGAAGGGUAAUGGUUGGAAACUAAACGUUCUUUGAACACGUUCAUGGAUUGAAAGAAGUGAGUUUCUUUAACUUGUAAAUUGUUGGGAUAAUCUAUUGAGAUUUGUGGUGAAGAAGAAAGGAAAAGUGAUAUUUUGUGUGAUACGAUAGCUUAUAAAUAAAAUAAAAUAUCGAUAAAAUUUAAGUAUAAAAUAGAGCGAGCUCUAAUAUUCAUUUUUUACGUUGAAAAUGUACUUCGUAUACUUUCGAAUUCGAUUUUCUCCAACAUGAAACCUCGUUGUAAAUUACGCACAGCAUGAGUGCUUCUUGGACAUGGAGCACCAGAUGCAGACGAGUGAUCCUUGAAAAAUGUAAUCCAACAUAUUCUGCAGCAAUUAAGGAACGAAAUCUUGACGAGUCAGCUAGCUGAAAUGGAAGUAUUAUACAUGUACAAAAAAAUAUCAACGAGGGUACGCGAGUUUUCGAGCUGCCAUUAAAUCUUUUUUUCUAUUUCAAUAAUUCUAAUAAAUAAAAGUCUGCACUCAAA
Molecule: messenger RNA, 10372 nt
Organism: Osmia lignaria (orchard mason bee)
Lineage: Eukaryota; Metazoa; Arthropoda; Insecta; Hymenoptera; Megachilidae
Source: RefSeq, a predicted model, not a curated record